CAAACCAAAUCCAAACACCAAUAAACAUCUUAACUCACCUUCUUCAAUCCCUCUCUACUCACAUAUCAGAACCGUUUUCAUACUUUAUUCUCUCCGCUUAACUCAACUCAACUCCAUCGAUGGCAGAAGUUGAAAUCGAGAUCGAGAUCCCACCAUACUUCCUCUGCCCCAUCACGCUCGACAUCAUGAGAGAUCCAGUCACACUCACCACCGGAAUCACCUACGACAGAGAAAGCAUCGAGCAGUGGCUCUUCACACAGCAAAACACCACCUGCCCCGCCACCAAACAGCAACUCCCCAACCUCGACCUCACCCCCAACACCACCCUCCGCCGCCUCAUCCAGUCAUGGUGCACCCUCCACGCCGUCCAGCGCCUCCCCUCCCCGAAACCACCCCUCACCCUCCCCCACCUCCUCCGCCUCCUCUCCCAAGCCUCCCUCCCCCACCUCCAAUCCCAAUCCCUCCAAACCCUCAAAUCCCUCGCCUCCGACAGCCUCACCAACCGCCGCUGCAUCGCCUCCUCCCCCGCCCCCGCCUUCCUCGCCUCCCUCAUCAUCACCAAAUCCCCCUUCUCCGACGACGCCCUCUCCAUCCUCCACUCCCUCCACCUCCCCGAAUCCGCCCUCAAACCCCUCUCCACCCCCGCCUUCGUCGAAUCCCUAACCCUAAUUCUGCAGCUUGGGAACUACCAUGCCAUCAACCUCCUCAGAUCCAUCACAGAAAUCGCCGAACCAUCCCUCCUCAUUUCACUAAAACCCGAGCUCUUCUCGGGAAUAGCUCAGAUUUUAAAGGAUAAAGACAGCUCGAGAAAAUACAUGAAGUCGGCGAUGAAAGUGCUGAUUGCGGCGUGCCCAUGGGGGCGGAACCGGAUGAAGGCGGCGGAGGCGGGGGUGGCGGCGGCGGUGGUCGACCUCCUACUCGACGUGGUUGACAAGAGGGAGUGUGAGAUGAUGAUGACGGUGCUGGAGAUGGUGUGCCAGUGCGCGGACGGGAGGUCGGAGCUGCUGGGGCACGCGGCGGGGCUGGCCGUGGUGGCCAAGAAGAUACUCAGGGUGUCGGGGGCGGCGACCGAGAGGGGGGUGAGGAUCCUGCACUCGGUGUCGAGGUACUCGGCGACGGCGGCGGUGCUGGCGGAGAUGGUGCAGAGCGGGGCGGUGGCGAAGCUGUGGCUGGUGGUGCAGGUGGACUGCGGGGCGAAGACCAAGGAGAGAGCCAGGGAGAUUCUCAAGGCGCAUGCUAGAGCUUGGAGGACUUCCUCUUGCAUACCUACCAAUCUCAUUUCUUCAUAUCCCUCUUGAACAAAUAUUCAUUCCAUUAUUCCUUACAAAUUUAGGUUUUUCAUUUUUUGUCAACAUGUUAAUACUUAGUUGAUAAAAGGGCAGGGAACUGCCCAUUUCAGGAUACAAUUGUCCAAAGAUACAUACGAUACUCAAGUUAUCGAUCAUUUGAUUUUUUUUCA
Salvia hispanica is the source of this 1459-nucleotide messenger RNA. The record is from RefSeq and is a predicted model, not a curated record. Lineage: Eukaryota; Viridiplantae; Streptophyta; Magnoliopsida; Lamiales; Lamiaceae.